AUGUCUUUGGACCCGCGCUUUUACAAUAGUAUUGCCCAUCUCCCGCCGAGACCCUCUUUGUCGCAUUCCUCGUCAAACUACCCGCCCGAAUAUGGAAGCUUUACGCCGAGCAUGGCUUCUUUCACGUCAGCGUCCGUGGCGGGAGUUAGGUCAACUGCGUCGAGCCCGUCGUUGCGAUCGAAAGAGAGAAUAAUAGCGCCCGCGACCAGGCCUGGAACUCCCAUGAAUGGAGGCGGGGGCGGAGGAAACGUCAAGGUGGUUGUCAGAGUCAGAGGGUUCUUACCGAGGGAGAUACAACGUGGAGCGCACUGUUUAGUUCAUAUGAACCCGGCUACUCAGAGCACAACGCUCUUGGCACCGUCUGGAGCUCAAGGCCAAAUCUCUAAGGUGCAAAGUCGAAGCAAGGUGGUCGAAGAUAAGACAUUUACGUUUGAUAAUUCCUUUUGGUCGCAUGAUGAAGACGAUCCCCACUACGCAACCCAAGAAGACGUGUAUAACUGCCUGGGAGAAGAGUUUCUUGAUCACAAUUUCGAGGGUUACCACACGUGUAUAUUUGCUUAUGGUCAAACAGGAUCCGGAAAGAGUUAUACAAUGAUGGGAACCCCCGAGAACCCAGGUCUAAUCCCCCGAACGUGCGAAGACCUCUUCCAGCGAAUCGAAAAUUCCCAGUCGCCCGAUGUGACGUACCAUGUUCGAGUGUCAUAUUUUGAAGUAUACAAUGAACAUGUUCGCGAUUUGCUCGUGCCGAGAACAGAUACGCCCUACUAUCUGAAAAUUCGAGAAUCUCCCACAGACGGGCCAUAUGUGAAAGAUCUCACCGAUGUUCCCGUUCGAAAUUUCGCAGAGGUGUUACGCUACAUGAGAAAAGGAGACGCGUCCCGGACGACCGCAAGUACCAAAAUGAACGAUACUAGCUCGCGAUCCCAUGCAGUUUUCACUAUCAUGUUGAAACAAAUACACCAUGAUCUUACCACUGAUGAAACCAUUGAGCGCACUGCAAGAAUUCGACUGGUGGAUCUAGCGGGAUCAGAACGAGCGAAAGCAACCGAGGCAACUGGGCAGCGGCUACGAGAAGGGUCGAACAUUAACAAAUCGCUUACCACAUUGGGCCGCGUGAUAGCUGCACUAGCAGACAAUAGACCUGGACGUGCUCGUAAAAAUAAGGAUAUCGUUCCAUAUCGUGACUCUAUCUUGACUUGGCUACUUAAAGACAGCUUAGGAGGGAAUUCAAAAACAGCAAUGAUUGCGUGUAUCGCUCCGUCAGACUACGAAGAAACGCUAUCAACACUCCGCUACGCCGACCAAGCCAAGCGCAUCCGAACCCGGGCGGUUAUCAACCAAGAUCAUGUCUCAGCUGCAGAGAGAGACGCACAGAUUGCAGAGAUGGCUGAGACUAUUCGCACACUUCAAUUGAGUGUCAGCCAGCAAGCCGUCUCUAAACGUGACAUGGAAAUGCAGAACGAAAAGCUUGAGGAAUACCAAAAGCAAGUGACAAAGCUCCAAAGACUGAUGGAAGAAACCAAAAUGGUCAGUGAAAACAAGAUUCGACAGCUUCAGACCGAAAAUGAAGCUCUAAGGCUUCAUUUGCGUCUUGCAUUGGACAGUUUGAAGAAUCCGAUACCCCCUGUUGAAGUGAUCAAGAGGCGUAAUCGGAAUAGCAGCCCCGCUCUAGCAUCAGCUAAGGAAGAGAUUAAGAGCGAGAAGGAUCGAGACAAAGAAAACACGGCACCACAAGAGCCACCGGAUCUUAUCUGGGAGGAUUCCAUCAGCGAACUGGAUGUCGAGGUGCAGGCCGAGAUGGAGGAUCUUCUUUCCGACCUAAGCUUCUUCCGACGUAAGCUGGCCGACGAUUGUGAAAGGUUCGGCGUAAAACGACGGAGUCGCGGGGAUCGCAAAACACUUUCUGAAGUUUCGAUGAAUAGAUGACGGAUUAAUUGGCUUGGAGUUUUCCCAUGGAAUCCCGAGGACUUGGAGUUUGGACGGAAGUUUUGCGAGCGCAUGGGCUUUGUUUCGGAUGAGUGAACUGAUUUUUCAUUUUCGACUGAAGAACGACGUUUUUAUGCAUGACUUUCUUGAGAUAUUCUUAUGCUUCUGAUACUCUAGGUGGGUCAGGUUUGUCAGGACAGCGAUGACCUUGUAUGUUGUAUGAUCAGUCAUUCUUCCUUCUAUUAUCACAGGAUAAGAAAAUACUUCUUGUGUGACAUUGA
This is a messenger RNA of Coccidioides immitis RS, 2207 nucleotides long. RefSeq names its product kinesin family protein. The transcript is spliced from 2 exons. The record is from RefSeq and is a predicted model, not a curated record. Gene Ontology annotation, biological process: microtubule-based movement; mitotic spindle organization. Bases 1 to 1926 code for a protein of 641 amino acids. Gene Ontology annotation, molecular function: microtubule motor activity; ATP binding; microtubule binding. NCBI's taxonomy places the organism in Eukaryota, Fungi, Ascomycota, Eurotiomycetes, Onygenales, Onygenaceae.